AAGCAGACGAUGGCAGCCGUAAUGUCUGGACGUGGCAAGGGAGGUAAAGGACUCGGAAAGGGAGGUGCCAAACGUCACCGUAAAGUUCUUCGUGAUAACAUUCAAGGUAUCACCAAGCCAGCCAUUCGCCGCCUCGCUCGCCGUGGUGGUGUCAAGCGCAUCUCUGGUCUGAUCUACGAAGAGACUCGGGGUGUCCUUAAAGUAUUCCUUGAAAACGUCAUCCGUGACGCUGUCACCUACACCGAGCACGCCAAAAGGAAGACUGUCACCGCCAUGGACGUCGUCUACGCCCUCAAGAGGCAGGGACGUACCCUUUACGGUUUCGGCGGCUAAACAACAACUUGCCCUAUCAAAAAACAACGGCCCUUUUCAGGGCCACUAAAUCCAACGAGGUCGAAAACG
This is a messenger RNA of Varroa destructor (honeybee mite), 402 nucleotides long. Its product is annotated as histone H4. Gene Ontology annotation, cellular component: nucleosome. Gene Ontology annotation, molecular function: structural constituent of chromatin; protein heterodimerization activity; DNA binding. NCBI's taxonomy places the organism in Eukaryota, Metazoa, Arthropoda, Arachnida, Mesostigmata, Varroidae. The record is from RefSeq and is a predicted model, not a curated record.